Messenger RNA from Acanthaster planci (crown-of-thorns starfish), 10876 nucleotides. RefSeq lists its product as uncharacterized. Gene Ontology annotation, molecular function: protein binding. The record is from RefSeq and is a predicted model, not a curated record. Lineage: Eukaryota; Metazoa; Echinodermata; Asteroidea; Valvatida; Acanthasteridae.
GAGGGGCGUAUCUUGGAUUUCGUUUUUUCCCCUCCCCGUUUAUAACAUGAAAAAGAAAGAGAUGUCGACUCAUUUGAAAGAUUCAUGACGAUGAAUUAUUUCGUUACAUAGAUCAGAGGCUUUUCAUUUGUCGACACCCGUAUUGAGCGAAGAGCUGUUAAUUAACGAAUGAGCACGGACACAUAGUGUUUGACACAAAAUUUGACAAACUGACCGUGUAUUUCAAAGAGCAAGUUGACCAAGCGGCCAACUGUGGUCAGUGUCGCAGCUGUAUUAAAGCGCAAUUCAAUACGGGCAGACUUCGUACACACAGAAGUGCAAAUCAUUUCGUUUUAUUACAUGUCAAUGUCCAAGCUUAAUUCUUGAACUGUUGCACUGUAACAUGAAACCGCCAUCGAUGUGAGUGCGUUUUCAAUUCAUUAAAACACUUUCAAACCGAAAGCAAUGAAAGCAUUUUUCAAAAAUUGUAAUCCACGUUUCUUUGGAGAAAGCCAGAACGAGUUUGUAUGGAUAACGAUUUUGAAUGCGGAUGUUAUCAUAAAGCCUUCCGAGUUUGCUUGCAUAUUAAUUAAACAGUGUGCCGAAACUGCAACAGACGGGUACAAUUGCCAUUUUUACCUAUAAUCAGAAAACGGUGAAUGUUAGUGAAACAGGAAAAAGUAUGGAGCUCUAGCAUAAUCACACUCUACAAGAAUAAAGGUGACCGUCAUGACUGCAACAGUUACAGGGGCAUCUCCUUGCUGAGCACAGUUGGCAAAGUCCUUCCUCGUGCCAUUCUACCACGCAAAUCAAAUACUAUCAGAGAGUCAGGCCGGUUUCAGACCAAAUCGCUCCACACUGGACAUGAUCUUCUCUUACCGACAACUGCAAGAGAAAUGCAUUGAACAGCGACGCCCCCUCUACACUGUCUUUGUGUGUCCCACUAAAGCAUUCGACUAUGUGAGUCGUUCGGGCUUAUUUGCAGUAUUGGAGCGCCUAGGUUGUCCACCAACUUUACUGGCUAUCAUCAGAGCUCUCCAUGACGGUAUGCUGGCCACUGCUCAAUCUGACAGGUCGGUGUUGCAAGGCUUCAGCGUGAAUUGUGGAGUGAAGUAGGGUUGUGUUUUGGCCCCAACGCUGUAAUUCUCUGCCUUGCUCCGCAGUGCAUUUCCUACAUCGAGCGGGAUCAUGCUUCACACUCGAUCCACAGGAGGUCUGCUCAAUCUCUCCCGUCUACGUGCAAGAACGAAGGUUUCCAAAGUUCUGGUCCGUGAGCUGUUAUACACUGAUGAUACUGCCUUCGUUGUGCACUCUCAAGAAGAUCUCCAGCAACUUUGUCGGAUGCUUUUGCCCGUUCUUGUCAGAACUUUGGCAUAAAGAUCAACAUUCAGUCGCAGGAAUGUUGUGCUUGCCACCAAUAGUUAGGAAGCAUUUUUCCUCACUCUCCGAGCUCGAAACUCCAAGUCCACUUCAGACCGUCAACAAGUUCACAUAUCUUGGAUCCACUGUGACUUCAAACAACUCUCUGGACGAAGAACUUGAUCUACAGAUUGGAAAAGCUGGAACAACAUUUGGACGCCUGCACAGGGUGUGGGAUGAUAGUCGUCUCCCUCUGUCUCUGAAGAUCAAGGUAUACGAUGCAUGUAUACUUAGCAUCCUCUUGUAUGGAUCUGAGGGUUGGACAACAUACAGACGACAGGAACGCCGCUUGAAUGCAUUUCAUCUGCGCUGUUUGCGUUCUAUCCUUGGUCUCACCUGGCGGGACCGUGUCCCCAACACUGUAAUCCUUUAUAAGACAGAGUGCCUUUACAUGCGCACACUACUUCAGAAACGUAGGUUGCUCUGGACAGGCCAUGUCAUACGGAUGGACGGAGCCCGCCUACCAAAACAUCUACUCUUCGGUGAGCUCUCCAAAGCCCCUCGUCCAGUUGGUCGCCCAAAGCUGCGGUAUAAGGACGUAGUCAAGCAUGAUUUACAGUCCUUCUUCAUCAACUUGACUGACUGGGAGAGUUUUGCUAUCACCAGGGAAGGUUGGCGCCGUGUACUUCACAGGGGAGCAGCCUUGCCCACCAAACCUAUAUGGAAGAGUGCAAUGCCAGACGCACUACCAGGCACCAUCGUGCUGAUCGUCGUUGAUUGAGGUCAAAGGCCUACUUAAAGACCGAUUCUCCCACCAUUGUACUGUCUGGGGCAACUUUUCAAAAUGUCCAUCAAACUCAUCUUGACAGACCCCAUUCACAGCAGUUGGGCGACUCAUCCUGGGCCUUCCCGAGAGGUCCCCCGUAGAUAUCGAUUUAUCGACUUUUAUAAGAUAUGUUCACCUUGCUCUAAAGUUUUAUAAAAGUUUAAUUUUGAAACUGCCACCACACUUACGCAGUUGUUUUAUUCAUAGCAUUACUAUACAAGGUAUGUUUCUCAUUGCAACCCCGUUCUCCCAUGUUUUAUAUAUACGGUGUGUAUAUACACAAUAUAAGUUAUAAAAGGUCAAAACUGAUGAAAAAUGAACCAUAAAAGUGUCCAACAAAACUAAGAUAUACAACACAAAACAAGCCAUGAAAGACAACGUACAAAUGAGAUAAGACCACUUGAAACAGACACAAGACUGACAGACCAACCAAAGGACCUAUCCCAACCAAUCCCAAUCGUCCGUAAAACUGCGGACAAAUUAAACUGACCAAUCAAUCGGACUGUAGACAAAAAACACGUAGUUUGAAAGUGCACUAGUUUGCAAAGUAGACUACAAGACUGCAAAAUGUCACAGGCAUUAAAACAAAAAUUAUUCAGGAUGUUGCAAGUGGUCUAAUAAACUUCUGCUGAAUACUGAAGAGAUGACAGAUAGAGUCUGCAAUAUCAGAGGGAAGCCUUUAAGUUGGUUGCUCCCGCCAGGGCAAAUACGUGGAAAUAAAUGAGUUAUUCUUGAGGGCACGAUCAGUUCUGGCAUACUGGAGGUUAAGUAUCACGUGGUCCCGGUGACGAGUAUUUAUUUUAAUAUUAUUACGAACAGAAUGCCAGUCAAUCAUCCCAAACAAACAUUUAACUACAAAAGUGAUAGUCCCUGCUUUGCCGUCAGAGUAUAUCCAGUUUAGCACGAAGUCAUCUCCUCAUAUUUCGCAGUCAGGUCUACCCUUUCAGCCACAUCCUGCAUGAGCAGCGUCGUGUUAACUAUAUAUGAUGUCCUCUUUCUUAUGACACCAAGAAAUCCAAUUUACUGUCACAGAUGACUGAGCACGAACAGUCUGGUCGCGGUGAAGAAUAUGAAAAAUGCAGAUUAAUGGUCUUUUUUUUAUCCAUCAUUGUCGUAAUUUGUACGCAUGCGUGUAGAAGUCCGAGCAUAUUAAUCAGUGAAAAGUUCACUGCCUCAUUGCUUCAUGUACCCAGACGUCGUCUAGUUUUAUCAAAGACAAAUCCUGCAGGGGGCCAGACGAAUGAUCAAAUAUCAAACGUGGUAUUCGGCAGACGACCGUUUAAGCAUUAAGUCAUGCUUGUAGCGGGUACGUCAACAAUAUGAACACGACAAAAGGAAAGAAUCAGAAGCUGUAGAUUUCAAUUCAGACUAAAAAUUGAUCGUGCUAGCACGCUUCUGUCUUCAAGAAACCGUAAUCACAAUUCGACAGAAUUAAUUUGGGUUGAUAUUCUGAAUUUCAAUAAUGGAGGAUUCUCUGUCAAUGAGCAAAAAAGAAUGCCAGCAGUGGCUGAAAACCAUAAGCAAUGAAGACAGAUACAGGCCGCUUGCUCGGACGUUAAGAAUGCGGGUGAUGGCGCCCUAUCUAUAUGGCAUGGACUAUCUACCCCCAAAGUGGCGGGCGUGGAUGGCAGAGGCGGACUUUAAGCCUCAUAUAGAAAAAUGGUUAGAAGUAGAACCUAUUGAAGUUGAGGAAUUUGACAAAAUAGAUUUAUUGAAAGAUUUACUCCACCUGCUUUCCUCACAGAUUUUAACAAAUGGGGUUGAUUUUCCACGUUUCAUGAAUUUGGCGGUUAGUAUGGAUAAGCAAACUGAUUUUGCUGUAGCCAGAGCAUUGGCUGAAGAAGAAGUAUCUUUUCAAAGACUUUGGGAACGGCAUUCUCCUUCUACUGAGCAAUCAAAGACAGCUCUUAUGAUGGUAGUCUACUCCUAUGUUCAGUUUGCUUGCGACACGGUUAAAAGAAAGAGAGACCAUCAUUUUGAAAUGACAAUUUUAUGUAAAGAAGACAGAGAGGAGGUGGAAGGCUAUAAGAAUAGGGGUAGUGAAGAACACAAGCAUAAGCGUUACGGCAGAGCCAUUAACCAAUACAGCAAGGCCAUCCGCAAGAGUCGCUACGACGAAAUUCUUUACAGUAAUCGUUGCACGUCUUUCCUCUGCGUGAAGAAAUUUAAGCAUGCCUUGGUUGACGCCAAGAGGGCUAUCACUCUUAAUCUCACAUGGUCAAAGGGCCACUAUCGGUUCGCCCAGUCCCUCUUUGAGCUGGGCUACCAGAAGCGUGCUGUGUUGUCCAACUCCCAUGCCAUCGACUACUGCAAGAAGUAUAACCCCGAAGACCCCUACAUCAAGGACCUGGAGGUGCAGCAAGAUUGGUUUGAGGUCAAGCAGACAGAGAGGGUCACCUUGGACGACGUGCCGGAUCUGGUGGAUCCGUCCAGCUCAGCAUCGGAAUUCAGUGACUCUGAAUCGGAUGAGGAAACUAAACAGGAGGAGGGUCGGAAACGCAAGGUGGAGGGGGAGUUGACCAAACUGAGACUGAAGGAGCUGACGUCCCUCGACAACAACACAGGCUUGAUCAAGAUCCCUCGCAGCCUGGUCCUGCCCGACGACUCCUCACCGGGCCUGCGGGAGCGACGAGAGGAGGAAGACCGGAAGAAACGGCUCCGGCGGGAGAGGAAGGAAAAGGAGGAGGCAGAGCGGCUGGCCAGGAAGGAGGCAGAUCGGAUGGCCAAGAAGGAGAAGGCAGAGAGGCAGAAGGAGGAAGAAGAGACCCGGAAGAGGGAGCGAGCCCAGGAGCAGGAGAGGAAGAGGAGGGCUGCAGAUCAGAAGAGACAAGAAGAGGAACAGGCUAAGGUGUUAGAACUUGAGCGAAGUGAACUGGACAAGCUGCUACGUGCCGGUUCCGAGGCUAUGCUGGAACAGCGAGGCCGACAGGCCUUCAUGCACUACAAGCAAGCCAUGGACAUCAUCGGCAAGUCGACCGUUCCGUAUGGAUAUCUGUGUGAAGAGGACUAUGUGACAUUCCUGUAUGCCUAUGGUAUGGCAUGCCUUGAAUCUGGCAUUGAUGAGGAGAUCCUUGAUGCGUCAAACAAGUUUGAAAUGAUACUGGAAAACCACAGCAGAAUCCGCACGCCUCUUCCUUACUACGGCCUCAGCUCUUCCCUCUUCAAACAAAACAAGUUCAGUGAGGUCUUGGAGCCACUCAGGAAGGCGCGUCACAUGGUGGAGCGUUUUCCCCUAGUUGUGGAGACUUGGCCUGGCACCAAACAGAAGAUCCCCGAGACGGAGGAGGGGCAGAUGAAGGCUGCCUUGGACAAGCUGGAAGAGGUCUGUCGCCGGCCUCCCUCGCCCGACGCCAUCUGUCGCCUGGACUCCUGCCCCUACAAGCCCGAGAUGUACCUGACAGACGUGGGCUUCAAGGGCUAUGUCCGGGUGCAGUGCCGGGAGAGGUGUCGCACAGACUACCACAUCCCCUGCUGGAAGAAGAUCAAGGCGGACAGGUAUCCCAACGUCACCCAUGAGAAGGAGCUUUUGACCAAGACGUGUUGCACUCCGGACUGCGAAGGUGUCUACAUCAGCAUCGUCAUCUACGGACCGGAUGGCUUACCCAAAUUAGAGCACCAACUGGAGGAGGCUGUGAAAACCAAGGAAAAGAAGAACAAGGGAAUGAGCAAGUCGCAGGCAAAGAAAAACCGUAAGACCCGCAAGCAGGAUGCCGCUAAGAAGCAGAAGCACUCAGAGAAAGGGCAGGGAGACGAGGAGAACAACGGCGAAGACCAGGAGAGUGUAGAGAAGAAGAAACCAAAUGGCAGGAAAGGGGAAGAGGACCCGGGCACAUCGCCGGGCCUGGAGUCCCCACGCCUGACCACCUCGGACGCUUCCUCCGUCUCCAGCUUCCACACGGCCGACGGAGAGGAUGACGAGAACGAGGACGAGGAGGAGGACGGAGAAGAUGGAACAGAGGAGGACUCGGAGGAGGCAGAGGUGACGAUGGAUGUUGCGACCUUUGUCCUCAAGAAGGACAACCCGGAAGAAGAAGCCCCGACCAAACCUGCCAAGUCCAAAUCAAAGAAAAAGAAACAAAAGGACAAGACAUCCAUGGCCAUCGAUAUCCAGUUCUCAGACUCCUCACAGCGGCAGAGGUUUUCUGCUGAGAACGUGGAGCCUGCCAAGGGGGCACAAGGGGGUACCCGAUCUUUUCCCGCCCUGGAUCCAGACAACCCAUUUGCUACUCCUCCAAAUCUCAGAGAAGCAGCCAUUGAUUUUGAGCGCAUCUUCCAACCGGCAAAAUCGUCGGGUUUCGCCGUAGGCACUGACAAAUCGGAAGAUGAGAAAAGCCAGAUUGCAGCCUUACACCUGCAUUUUGAGGAAGUUCUGCAACGUCUGGGCCCCAUGCCCAUCACGGACACGAGGCUCGGGGACGAACUCCAACAAAUGCCGGCCGAACUGCAAGCUGUGGUGCUUUGCUUUGGCGGCCUGGACAGAUUCCUCCUGGAUUCCCCAACAUUCGGGAUGAUCGAGGAUCACGUCUGCCUCCGGAGGGACAUCGCCAGAUGCCGGGAGGUGGUGGAGGAGAACAAAGCCCUGAGAGCUGGAAAUCUUCCGUCCUCGCUUACUACCUCCUCAAAGAAGCCUCACAAUGCUAAGGGAAACCACGGGCUGUACUGGAACAGCUCAGGUGCCAAUUUGACUCCGGAUGACUUCCCCUCCAUCGGAGAGGUGGUGGUAGAUGCUGCGACUCGGCCAUAUGGCGAGAAGAAGCCACACAUAGAAACAGCAGGAGCAACACCUGCUCCGGAAAAUAGUAUAAAUCAAUUGGACACAUUUGACGACAUUGCAGAUCAGGAGCAACUCGGUGAGGAGCAACAACUCAAAGUGGAGGAUCAUGUCGCAGAAGAGCAACAUCCCAAGGAGGAACAGCGACUCAAAGAAGAACAAGUCAGAGAGGAGGAGCGACCCAUACAGCUGAAAAGUGAGCAAGCCAUCUUAGAGUUCCAUAGACUCACUCAGGAGCGGAAACGACAAGAGGAGCAGAGACUGAAAGACGAGCAGCGACUGAAAGACGAGCAGCGACUGAAAGACGAGCAGCGACUGAAAGACGAGCAGCGACUCAAAGACGAGCAGCGACUCAAAGACGAGCAGCGACUCAAAGAGGAGCGCCGCAAAGAGGAGGAGCGGCUCAAGGAAGUGGAGAGAUGGGACCGCAUACGGCGGCUCACAAAUGAGCAAACUGUCUUGGAGAUCCAAAGACGCACUGAAGAACAAAAACGAGAGGAGCAAAGAAUUGAAGAGGAGCGGCGGUGCAAGCACGAACAAACACUGGUGGAGCUCCAAAAAAAUCUCCCGGAAGAGGAUUACCAGAAGCAGAAACACAAAUUAGAAGAGGCCUUUAAAGCAGAGACGAGGAAUCGAACUGAGGCUAAGUCUCCAACAAAGCAGAAAGGCAUCAAGACUCUGAUUUUCACCAAGGGUGGCAUCCUGAAUACGUUUCUGCAAACGGGCAAAUCUCUCAAAGAGAAUCUGGAACAAGAUAAGAAUGUAGCCCAUUUGGCCAAGAAUUUUCCGCAAGGGAAAUCCAGUUCCAAGACUAAGGUCAAUUCUAAUAAAAGAACUAGUGAUAAGGAUACUGCUAAGACUCCUGCUAGUGCCGCCAAAAGCACCCAGGAACCAAAAUCAUCUUUGUCAGUUAAUGCUAAACCCUUUAUACCAGCUUCGUUUGCUAAUAAUGUAGUAGAAAUAAAUUCCACAGUCACUAACAAGGAAAAAGACAUUGCACCAGUUGUUUCUAGUGUUAAAUCAGAGUUACAAAUAGGGGAUAUUGAGGCACCGUCAGAAUUACAGUUACCUGUUUCUCAACCUGGGAAUUUCAAUUACAUAGGGAGUGGAUUUUCUUCAUCCAGCACAAGUGAGGAAUCAAGUGAGAGCUCGCUCAAAAGUGAGCAAUCCAUGGAGCACUGCGACUCGCAGAAUCUCUCCGGGGGCUCUCUCAAAGCGAAGGAAGAUGACUCUUUGACUGCAUUUUCUCAACAAAAUAGCACCGAAACUAAAGAGGGCUGUAAUGAAGGUUUAGAUGAGCAAAGCGAAUUGGAAUCAUUACUGCAUUCAAACCCUGUACCAGAUGACGGCACUUGCGUGGACACAGUGUGUGUCAUGGCAAGUAAUUCCACACCUGCUGAAUCCCCUCGUAAUUCAGUCGAUGAGAAUAAAUCAGCCGACAUGACAAACCCCGCUCCAGAUCCCACCGCUGACACCUUUACUGCUGCCGCUGCCGCCAGUAGCACAAAUGAUGAAUCGCAGGCAACUCAGCUGAGCAAUCCGGAGUACCCGCUUACGGUCACCGCCGAAAAGUACCACAACCUGUGGAAGAAAUAUAAAAUGCUGCACGACGCUUUAAGAACUUUCACUGAACGGAAGAAGGCCAUGAAAAGUUCCUGGACCCAGUGCCCCAAAGUGACUGUCAAAGCCCGCGGCAUCAUGACCGGACCCGAUAAGAUUUUAGAAGAGUCCAGAAAUAAUGAAUUCCGCUUGCAGAUGAAUCUGAAAGAUGUCACUGACAAGCAUUCACGCCUGAAAGACCGAUAUGAUACUGACCUGUCUCGGCUGCGAGACGAGGUCAAGAGGCUUACGCAGACAAAUACAAAAUACGAGGCAGAGCAAUCCCGAAUGGGGCGACAGCUCCUGGAGACCAGGAAGACCCUGGAGGCAGAGCAGAAACGCUACCAGGAGGAGUUGCAAGAGAGGGAUUCACAGAUCCACAGUCUGAACAGCAAGAUGAAGAGUCUAACCACCCAGAUGACCUCUAAAGACGAACUUUUUGAGAGUACGCUUAAAACCAUUAAUACUGAGAGGGACUUGUGGACUGCAGAGAAGUUGAAAUUGGAGGAGGCAGCAGCCAACCUGGAGAAGAGUCAGCAGUCAAUACUGAGAAGAUGCCAAGAUGCAGAGAUGAGCGUGCUCAACAUGCGAUGCGCCAAGGACGUCGCCCCACUAGAAGCUGCCAUCCGGGAAUGCGAGUUCCACAUCAAUAGUUGCCAGAACACGCUACGGAAGAAUCCUAAUGUUGGCGACAAUUUCAGAGAAUUUGGCGCAGCCUGGGAGAAAUGCCUCAAGGAGAACCAGAUUCUGUUAGCAUCACUCAAGGCCAAGUAUGAUGACUUCAUGGAGCAGGUCAAAGCCGGUGUUGCCCUCACUCAGUUGACGCCUCCAAAACCGGUGAAACCUUCCAAGGUUGCCGGAAAGGCACCUCCUAAAAUUCCAUCUGCUGUGCCACCCAGGGGACCCCCAGGGGUAGGUGUACCCUUUGGCCCCCGCAUGGGUGCACCUGUGGCUCCCCCGAGCGCUCCCAGCCAGCCCAACCUCCUGCCAAACCACAUGCCACUGAAAACGGGUGCAGAAGCGGGAUUUGCAAACAACCAGCAGCACCAGCCGCCGCCAGAGCCCACCCACUCCGGGAUCAACGCAUUGGAGGAGAUCCGGGUCAAGAUACCCGAACAAGACCCCUCUCCCCCUAUGGUUCCGGUGUCCAUGGCUGCCUUCAGCCAGGCACGCGGGGGUCAACCUCAGUCCCAGCCCCAGCCCAAAGGCCCCCUGCCAACCAACGGUGGAGCCCAGAACCAGGCCUGGCCUCAGUCCAAUGUGGCCAAGCCACCUGUGUCACUUGCGAACUCGCAGGCUACCCAGCAGCCCUUCGUCACAACUGGUGCCCGAAUGCCUGGACCCGGCCUGCCUGCAGUGGGUCACGUUCAGUUGUCCCAGGGGGCGAUGCAACCUCAGAUGCAGCCCAUGAGACAUCGCUCAUCAGUAACAAUGACUUCAAACUCUUUAAAUGGGCCACAGCUGAUGUCUUCCGUGGUUUCUCAGAACGUACCCGUGUCUCAUUCACCUUCUCCGACGCCGACCCAGAUGGUGGGCUCCGGCCCCGUGGGACUCGUCAAACCCCCAGGACCCCAACCCAAGUCCAACUUUGAUAAGAUCAUUUUCCCCCUGCAGAACAUGUUUCCGGAGUACAACAAGGUGCAGCUGACCCAGGCCAUCCGGGAGGUCCGCGCUGCCAACAAAGGCUCCCUGUCUGGUCUGUCCAUCGAGGAGAUCGUCCAGCGAGCCGCGGAGCUCAUCCUUAAUCAGCAGAGGGCCGUGGCCCAAGCACAGCGAGUGCAGUCCCAAGUCAACAGGCCUGCAGCAGCUGCCUCUGUGCAGCAAGCACCUGUAGGUGCCACCGCAGGUGCAGCAGCAGGGCCCUCCCGCGCCUCCCCCCGGCUCCAGUGGGAGCCGGCCAAGACUCAGCCAGUCUCACCCUGGGGGUUGGCCAAGGAAGAGGCGGAGUUUGAGGAGGAUGAAGAGGACCCCUGUGUCAUCUGCCAUGAGGAGAUGCUUCUGGCAGACACGGUCACGUUGCACUGUGGCCACAGGUUCCAUCCUGAUUGCAUCAAGAUGUGGUUACAGGAACAGCGCACCUGCCCCACCUGCCGUAACUACACCCUGCUACCUAAUGAUUAUCCUGCACCCAAAUAAAGAUCAGUUGAGUAUCUUACACUCAAGUAAGUAACUCAAGUUCAUCGUUAUAUCAACAGUAACAACACCAUCAAUUUGUGUGAAUUGCGGUAGUCAAGCGGUUACGGCAUAUUGGUGUGUGAUGCAUGGGUUGUGGGUUCGAAUCACGGGUCGGAAUUGUGGGCAGGGAGGUUUUUUUUUUAAAGGAAAAUAAAGCCUGAAUGUUA